AUGCCAGCUCCAUUCGAAAAAGGUUCUGAGAAGAAAGGUGCCACUCUCUUCAAGACGAGAUGCUUGCAGUGUCACACUGUCGAAGCAGGUGGACCACACAAGGUCGGUCCUAACUUGCAUGGCAUUUUUGGCAGAAAGUCUGGUUUGGCUGAAGGCUACUCUUACACCGAUGCGAACAAGAAGAAGGGUGUUGAGUGGUCCGAGCAGACCAUGUCUGACUACUUGGAAAACCCUAAGAAGUAUAUCCCAGGUACCAAGAUGGCAUUCGGUGGCUUGAAGAAGCCUAAGGACAGAAACGACUUGAUCACCUACUUGGCCAGCGCCACUAAAUAA
Molecule: messenger RNA, 333 nt
Organism: Metschnikowia bicuspidata var. bicuspidata NRRL YB-4993
Lineage: Eukaryota; Fungi; Ascomycota; Pichiomycetes; Serinales; Metschnikowiaceae
Gene: CYC1
Product: cytochrome c
Exons: 1
Coding region: 1-333 (110 amino acids)
Biological process (GO): mitochondrial electron transport, ubiquinol to cytochrome c; mitochondrial electron transport, cytochrome c to oxygen
Cellular component (GO): mitochondrial intermembrane space
Molecular function (GO): heme binding; electron transfer activity
Source: RefSeq, a predicted model, not a curated record